GGGUCCGGCCGUCUUCGCCAGUUCUCGUCCGGAGGCGCAAGGGACACGACGUCCGUGUAUAUCUCGCCUUUGCAGUGCUCGGCGUCGAGUGUGUUGUGUUGUUUUUGUGAUUCCCUGCGACACAAAUUCCUUUCUCUUCGUGAGGGAAUCAGCCUGGCAUCUUGUGCCUGCUAGUUUGGAGUUCCAAGUGUCCUACGCUGUGGGAAAUUAAGUGCCGUGUGUUUACUUUUGCGAUUGUGGAUUUUUUCUUCACCUGGAGUAAGGCGUCUGCUGCACUUGAGACGUUGACCUUUACCCGAGGUCUAUUCGAGCUUUGAAAGACUCACGCGUCGCUGGAUGCGGACAGUGGCGGCGCACCGCCUAGCACCAGAGCUCCGCGCAGGUGUCUAGAACCUGUCGAAAAUUGGAUCGAGUACGAGACCCGGUGAGGCCGAGGUGCCUGCGGGGCAUGCAUCCGGACCGGUAGGAGUCCGACAUCGCCGCUCUGUCCACCUGGAGCAGCGACCCGGGGCGGCGGACGGCGGCAUGGCCAACAGCGUCGGCGGCGGCCCCGGUGGCGCGGGCCCUGGCGGCGGUGGCGGCGGCCCGGCGACCGCGCCUCACGCCGGCCCCGGGGGCGGCCCAGGAGGGGGCGGGGGCCACCGCCGCCAGGAGUCCAUGUACGCGCUGACCGGCCUGUACGCGGACGCGUCCAACAGCAGCGGCAGCGAUGGCGAGCGGGGCGGCCAGACCAGCAAGGACGCCCCGUUCCACAAGGGCCACUCGAGGAACGCGUCGCUAGGCCUCGCUGAAAGAAAGGAAAAAUGCCACCGACGGACAGCCUCUUUGGGCGUUGUUCCAGAGAAAUCCCACCACCAUGGUAACGCUCACCACCACCACAUUAGGAACUCAUCUCUCGGACGAUUCGAGCACAAUACCGUCAAGUGCCACAUUCGGAAUCUGUCGGGAGGUUUUGUACCCCCAACGUUUGUGCCUGCCACCCUGGUAGAAAGGAGUGAAAAAUCUCAUCCGUCAUACCCAGAAAUUCCAACAAUACUUCUAUCAGAAUCUCAAGACUGUGGUAUAUUGUCAUGUAGGCCUCAAAUGGUGCAGCAAUUUGCUACCAUAAAAGUGUUUGUGUUCCUCUUGUCAUUUUUAGUUACAUUGCAACAAGCAUUAUCAUCAGGGUACAUUAACUCGGUUAUCACAACUAUAGAAAAAAGGUUUGAAAUUCCAUCCAGCUUAUCAGGUCUUAUAGCCUCAUCAUAUGAAAUAGGAAAUGUUAUCACUGUGAUUUUUGUUAGCUACCUUGGUAGCCGUAGGCACAUUCCAGUAUGGAUUGCCAUAGGUGCUGUAAUCAUGGGCAUUGGGUCCCUUAUAUUUAUGGUGCCCCACUUUAUAGCUGAGCCUCAUGGCAGCUCUUCAUUGAGUAACCUAUCUAAUGAUAAUAUAUGUAAAGGAGUGUCAAUUAGAGAGCAGGAUAUGGGACUGGGUCGCUUGUCUACUGGCUUGUCGUCUCCUCCCCUCUCACCUCACAAUAACCUGCGUGGGGAUAACUGCAUACAGGGUACACCAUCAACAGCUGGACCAGUUCUGCUGUUUGUAGUUGCACAGCUACUGCUUGGCUGUGGUGGGUCCCCCCUUUUCACUCUGGGGACCACAUAUAUCGAUGACCAUGUCAGACCAGAGAGUGCUUCACUGUACAUCGGCUGUAUGUACAGUAUGGCUGCAUUUGGACCAGUACUUGGUUUUUUGUUGGGAGCCUACCUGCUCAGCUUUCACAUGGAUUCAUUUUCAAGCCUUCCAGUAACAAUUGAUCCAGGCGAUCACAGAUGGGUGGGAAUGUGGUGGGGAGGAUUUUUACUUUGCGGAUUGUUGCUCAUACUUGUUGCUGUACCAUUCUUUUCAUUCCCAAAGAUUCUAACUAGGGAAAAAGAAAAGAUUAGACUAGUUGAAAAGUCCCUACCUCACACUGAUUCAAAACUAAAGCCUCAAAAAUCAUUGGCUGAUGGAGUUGCAAAUGGCUCUCCUGAAAAUGGUGAUUCAGGCUAUGGAAAAGAUAUCAAAGACAUACCAAGGAGUAUGUGGCGGCUUGUUACAAACCCUGUAUAUGUUGUGACAUGCCUUGGUGCUUGUAUGGAACUUGUUAUUGUAUCUGGAUUUGUAGUAUUUCUGCCUAAGUAUCUUGAAACUCAAUUUAGCUUAGGUAAAAGUCAAGCCAGCAUAUUUACAGGAUCCAUUGCAAUACCUGGAGCAUGCAUCGGCAUUUUCUUCGGUGGUUGUUUGUUGAAGAGAUUGGAGUUAAGACCCAAAGGAGCUGUCCAGUUUGUUCUUAUAUCUAACACAGUAUGUUUAGCUUGCUAUGGCCUCUUGUUUUUCCUCGGAUGUGAUAAUGUUAAAAUGGCUGGAACAACUAUUCCUUACUUCAAUAAUUCUCAUGAGGCUCCAUUCACAGUAAAUUUGACUGCGGCCUGCAAUUUUGGUUGUGAGUGCCGUUUAAAUGAUGUGGAGCCAGUCUGUGGAAACAAUGGAUUGACUUAUUUCAGUCCCUGUCAUGCAGGUUGUACUGCAUUAACAUCUCGAUCAAACUACACAAAUUGUGCUUGUAUUCAUGGGAACAUGACCUUACCUCCGGGAGCAGCCAGUGGUGGGGACUUUGCUGAAGUCACAGUCGUUCCGGUUGCAACAGCUGGGCCUUGCAGUUCACCAUGCAAAACAAUAUUCCCAUUCCUAAUACUUCUCUUUUUUAUGACUUUUGUUGUGGCUGUCACUCAAAUGCCUCUGCUGAUGAUUGUUCUAAGGUCUGUCAAUGAAGAAGAACGGUCAUUUGCAUUAGGCAUGCAGUUUGUUAUUUUUAGACUGUUUGGGUACAUUCCGGCUCCUAUUCUUUUUGGUAACCUUAUUGAUUCAACCUGCAUUUUAUGGAAACAAACUUGUGGAGAGAAAGGCGGUAGAUGCCUAUUGUAUGAUAUUGAGCAGUUCAGAUACAAGUAUGUUGGUUUAUGUGCGGGAAUUAAAAUCCUAGCACUUGUUCUCUUUUCAUUGGAUUGGUGGCUUGUAAGGCGACGUAAACAACUUGAGGAUCAUCAAGAGCUCUCUGUUCAUGAAAUUGUUGGCUCCAUAAUUAGCUUGGAUAAAUUAUUUGAGGAAAAGUCAGGUACUUUGCCUCGGGACACUCAGUUGUCACCUUUGCCAUCAAACCACUCAGAGCAGCCAAGCGCAUCGCUCACAGCUUCCCCUGCCAGCACUACCUACAGCAUGGUUGCAUCUCAGGCAUUAGAGAGACGGUUGUCAGGAGACACACCUCUUACCACCCCUCGCCUCAGUCAAGAAAUGGAAGUUCAUCGAAGGCAACGUGCAAGGAGAGACCUUGUUGAUCGAAGGCCAUCGAACACAUCUUCAACGUCUACCUCAUCACCUCUUCCCCACUUAAGUGGCAACAUUAACCGUGCUCUUGUGUUGGGUGAAGGGCCAGAUGUUGACAGUGGCUUGAGUACAGAAGUGUCAGCACUAUGAUGCUACUGACUUAUAUUAAACAGAAUUUAUAUUUUUAUCCAAGAAACUAAAAAAGAAAAAUUGUGAUGUUUUCUAGAAUUAUACUGUGUCGAUUAUGGUGUCCCAUGCAAUGUUUUGAUGAGUCUGUUAAGUGCUCAGUGCUAUUACGCACUCAUGGAUGCUUUGUGGUGUCUACAAAAGAGCAUGUGUGAUUUAGAUGUUUAUAUUUUACAAGUGAUUUCUUUCCAUUACACUCAAUCAUAGAUGUAUAUUAUAAUUUUUUAAAGUCAUUAAUGAACUGAGUAUGUAUAAAUAGAGGAAUGUUUAACUUUAGUAAAGCCUAUUUGUAUAUGUGAUGUGUGAAUGAAUGGUUAUUGUUGUUUACUGUCAAAUUAUUAUUGUGCUUAGACGCCGGCACAAAUCAUAUGAAAAAUUGCAAAUUCUCUUGUGUUGUUGACUUUUUAAGUAGAAUCUAAUUGUUUAGAGGGUGCAACAAGGGAUCUGAUAAUGCACCUGAGUCCUUCAGUAACAAGUAAAUAUGUCAAUUACUGCUAUAAAAAUAUAUUGCAUUGCUUUAUCUUUGGUGUGCACAAGUUGUGUGUUAAACAGAAAUUUCCUUUGGAUUGUUGCACUUCAUCUCACUUUGUUUUAACUGUUGAUGAUGUAUAACUGUUACAUACAAAUUUCUCCACAUAUAGACCGAUUUUGAAAAAUCCGUAUGCACAUGUGAUAUUGAUUGUAGGUAUUUAUCUCUUGACACAAAUUUUCUAUUCCCAAAACUGUGCAUCUGUUAAAUUCCUUAAUUGUUGUAUGCUUUACUAUUGUGGCAUUUAUUGUACUUAAAAGGCUUAACCUACAAGCUUUUAAAAAAACGGUACAAGCAAAUGUGUUUUCCAUUAAAAAUGUGUUGUAUGUAUAGUAUCACACUUACUUUGCUAAAACAUUUUUACAUUUAUAGUUAACUCCCAUCUACAUUAGAUGUCUAUGUUAUUUUAAAAUGUUAAUUUAUUUUGGCUCAUGUGUAGUUGCAAUGGUUGUUAUUUGGCUAAUUUUGGGGAGUACUUCUUUUUUCAAACUGGUUAUAGUCUUUCAUGAUCUUGACAUUUAACAUUGAAUGUCAAUACACAAUGGUAGACCAGUAUGAAAAAACUGCUACAAUUGUUUUCCCACCUAUAGAAUUUGAAGGACAAUGAACAUCAAAAUUUAAUACAUGAUUUGAAAUAGGGACUUAAUUUUUUUAAUAUUAUCACUGAGAAAGUUGCAGUUUCAUUCUGUUACUUCUUUAAUUAAUUAAUUUCUUUAUAAAUUGACAUAAGGUGUAUGAUUUGCCAUGAUGUAAAUUUACCCAGCGAGCAAUCAUCAAUCAAAUUUACAUCAAACUGACGGGAAUUGGUCAAAAUUUUGUCAAAACUGGGACAUUUUUACAUUAAAAUUUCAUUUGUGGCUUAAGAUUGAUGUCAAAUUGAUGUGCCUGGAUGAGCGCUGCUCGUUGGGUUACUUUUCCACAUACACGUGAUUUUUAAGAAACGUAUAUGUUUGAAUUUGGAUGAGAAAGGAUAUUGAAAGGUUAUCAUAUCCAUAUUGUGAUAGACUGUCCAUAAACACACGUGAAACCCUGAAGAGUACUAAUAAAGUUCUCUCACCAUUGUGAUUCAUAGAAAAAGCUGAAUGAUGAAAGACUGCACCUAUGAAUGUUUAAAGCAGAAAUAAAUUUCUGAAAAUCUUUAA
Messenger RNA from Frankliniella occidentalis (western flower thrips), 5202 nucleotides. RefSeq names its product solute carrier organic anion transporter family member 5A1 (gene Oatp30B). The coding region runs from base 526 to 3495 and encodes 989 amino acids. The transcript is spliced from 19 exons. NCBI's taxonomy places the organism in Eukaryota, Metazoa, Arthropoda, Insecta, Thysanoptera, Thripidae. Gene Ontology annotation, cellular component: membrane. Gene Ontology annotation, biological process: sodium-independent organic anion transport; transmembrane transport. The record is from RefSeq and is a predicted model, not a curated record. Gene Ontology annotation, molecular function: protein binding.